GAAUAAAAAACCCGCUCCCGCGCGCUCUCCCCUCUUCCUAUAUAAGUAACGGCAGAAACGGUCGCGGGAGAUAAAACGUCUUGUCGUCCUGCGACGAGGAAGAGGACGACCAGAGUCGAUCUUCGGCCGAUGGCGGACUCGACUCCGUUGAUCGCUGAGGAGGCUCUGGUCGACGGGAAUCCGUCGACGGUCACGCUCUCCGCUAGCGGCCGGAUCGAGUGGCGGGGGAAGUCCAGCGGCUGCCUGUCCGUCGACGCCGACGUGCUGGGCUACGCCGCGGAGGGAUCGGCGCUAAGGAUUAGGGCUUUCGUCAAGAAGAGCGGCGGGUGCUGUUGCGGACACAAGGAGGUCGUCAGGGAGCGGAGGGACGUUGUUCUGGAGCCUUCCUCCGAGGAGUCGCUCGGUCUAUGGUGCGAAAGGCUUCGGCAGUGCAUCGAUUCUCUCGCACGGCCUCAAAAUCUGCUCAUUCUUGUUAACCCUUAUGGUGGAAAAAAGUCGGCAUCAAAGAUCUUCCAAAAGGAAGUUGCACCACUGCUUGCUGCUGCUGAUGUUAAAUACACUCUUGAAGAAACUCAGUACCGAUUUCAUGCGAAGGAGAUUGCACAUGCUUUAGAUAUUUCGAAGUAUGAUGGCAUUGUCUGUGUUAGUGGAGAUGGUAUCAUAGUGGAGGUAAUAAAUGGUUUGCUCGAAAAAGAGGAUUGGCCUACAGCUAUAAAGAUGCCUAUUGGAAUAAUCCCAGCAGGUUCAGGAAAUGGCAUGGCAAAAUCUCUAUUAGAUUCAGUGGAGGAAGCUUGUGUAGCAUCAAAUGCUACUUUUGCAGUUAUUCGAGGCCAUAAGCGUGCACUUGAUGUUGCUACUGUCUUGCAAGAGGAGACAAGGUUCUUCAGCGUCUUGAUGCUGUCAUGGGGUAUCGUGGCGGACAUUGACAUUGAGUCUGAGAAGUAUAGAUGGAUGGGCGGUGCUCGAAUUGACUUUUAUAGCAUCGUAAGAAUGAUUGACUUGCGACACUACAAUGGACGUGUAUCUUUUGUUCCAGCACCUGGAUAUGAAGUUUACGGUAAUCCUGUCAGUGAGCAAGAAGAAUCUCUUAGUCGCCUUAAUAGUUUGUCCAAAAGUGAAAAACAGUGCGCCUACUUGGGGCCUAUGUGUUCUUUUGAACCUCAGGAAUGGAGAACUUAUGAUGGGCCAUUCAUUUCUGUUUGGCUACACAAUGUCCCUUGGGGAAGCGAAACUGUUAUGCCAGCACCUGAUGCCAAGUUCUCAGAUGGCUACCUGGACCUGAUCUUGGUUAGGGACUCCCCAAAAUUGGCAUUGAUAGAAACAAUGGCAAAGCUAAGUGAUGGAGGCCAUGUUAAGUCUCCACAUGUCCUAUAUCUAAAGGUAAAGGCUUUCUAUCUGGAGCCAGGACAGCGAGCAAAUGAAACAGACAAGGGGGGUAUAAUUGAUUGCGAUGGUGAAGUCCUGGCCAGAGGUCAAGGAACGUAUAAAUUUGGGCAGCAACAAGACCUUAUGGCUUAUGGCCCUCCCAUAUAUAUGACCGUGGACAAGGGUUUGGCCACUUUGUUUUCUCCAAAAUGACAUUCAAGUUAUUUGGUUAUCUGUGGGACAAGCUUCGGUAUCUGGGACUGCAAACUCAAGACCUGACGGUUCACAUGUAUUCAAGAAAACACAAUUUCCUGCAGAAUCUUUCUGUGAAGCAGUUCUAAGUUAGUCACCCUGAUCUUGAAGGAUUAGCGCAACACACACUAGUUGUGCCUCUGAAUUGCAUGAUAUCAUCUGUAUGUGAUGAUACAUGGGAAUUCAAUGAUAUACUGACAGUUUAAUUCGGAGGGCCCUCUGCUGGCCUAUUUGGCAAUAGAAUUUCAUGUUGAGUUGUAGCACACGGUGAUGGUCGCCUGCCAUCAGCUGCACCACCACACGGCUCCCACUUUCUCCAUCCUCUAUCUGUAAUCUUGAGUGCUUUCUUUUUAUGAAAUUUGCAUGUGGGUACUGAUUCCUCUUCAUUCAUUGGGGAUCUAUUUUACCUUCCCUCAGUUGGCUCUGUCUCUACUUUCUGGCUGGUUUCUCAAUUUGAAUAAAAUGUCAUUUUUUCAGUGUAAA
Messenger RNA from Nymphaea colorata (pocket water lily), 2100 nucleotides. RefSeq names its product sphingosine kinase 2. Gene Ontology annotation, biological process: sphingosine biosynthetic process. The transcript is spliced from 10 exons. The coding region runs from base 130 to 1578 and encodes 482 amino acids. Gene Ontology annotation, molecular function: kinase activity. Gene Ontology annotation, cellular component: intracellular membrane-bounded organelle; cytoplasm; membrane. NCBI's taxonomy places the organism in Eukaryota, Viridiplantae, Streptophyta, Magnoliopsida, Nymphaeales, Nymphaeaceae. The record is from RefSeq and is a predicted model, not a curated record.